UACAAUAUCAGGAGAGAAAUCCCUGCGAAACUGCAACGAUGUCCGUUUAACCCUUUACUGCCAUCCACAACGGUUUUAAUUGGUGGAUGAAACUGAGCUCAAAAAAUGCCAAGGCAGUUAUUAACUUCUUUCGGAAAGCGGGCUCUUACUCAAAACAUGUGAAUGGUUUUAAUAAACUUGACUUGAAUAAGUUGAGUUUGUUAUUUUUAUUCACAUUGUAUGUAUUGUUUUUUCUCUAUUAAUUUUAAACACAUUUAAACUCAUUUAUUGAUUACUUCGUUUUUACUACGUCUCUAUUCCCCCGGUGUCAAGCGCCUUUUUACAGUCGAUAAUAUAAAUACCGAUGGCUAAUAAAUGAUUAUUAUCUCGGUGUUCCCUAGCCUACCGCGCCAUCCUGAAGCUAACAACUGUUUAUCAUCCCGGUGUUCCCCAGCCUACCGUGCCAUCCUGAAGCAGCCACUGAAGAGCGUCCGGGAGAUCCUGGUCAACCAGACCGCCCACAUGCUGGCCUGCUACCGCAAGAACUGUGCCAGCCCCUCUGCCGCCAGCCAGCUGAUCCUGCCCGAGACCAUGAAGGUGUUCCCGGUGUACAUGAACAGCCUGAUGAAGACGGCCCCCCUGGUGGGCAGCACGGAGCUGUCCACGGACGACCGCGCCCACCAGCGGCUGGCCGUCAUGGCCAUGGGCGUGGAGGACACCCAGCUGCUGCUGUACCCCCGCCUCAUCCCACUGCACAACAUGGAUCUGGAGGGCGAGGCGGUGCCGUCGCCGCUGCGCUGCUCCGAGGACCGCCUGUCCAACGGCGGAGCCUUCCUGCUGGAGAACGGCCACGCCCUCUUCCUGUGGCUGGGCCAGGCCUGCCCCCCCGAGCUCAUCCAGGGGCUCUUCAACCUGCCCUCGCUCGCUCACCUGCAGCCCAACACGGUCAGCAACGCCCGCAGGCUCCCCUCACCCUCAAACUGACCACCUGUUUGGUGAUCAGUCAAUUCACCGCUGAUCGGGUUCAGUGUUUCAGUGUACUUUGACGUUUAAGAUGCCAGACUUUAUAGAUGGAUAUAUCUUUUAAUCGAUAAAGUCUUUACAUCUAAUAUAACAGAGUGAUAAAAAAGAAAACACCAUCUAUCUAUUAUUUGUUACCAUCUAUCUACAUUUCAUCUUUUAUUUUUGUUUUUUCAAUUACAAAUAGUUUGAGAAAGGAUUCACCCAUAUGUUGUCGAAGCAUUCCCUUGUUUCACAGAAUGUUAAAUAAGCUAUUAACAUUAAGCGAGGUUAAAUUCCAUUCUUAUCAGCGUAAUUUAACACUUACUGUAGCUGUUUAUGGGU
This is a messenger RNA of Gadus chalcogrammus (walleye pollock), 1323 nucleotides long. RefSeq names its product protein transport protein Sec24D-like. Bases 355 to 963 code for a protein of 202 amino acids. NCBI's taxonomy places the organism in Eukaryota, Metazoa, Chordata, Actinopteri, Gadiformes, Gadidae. Gene Ontology annotation, cellular component: endoplasmic reticulum exit site; COPII vesicle coat. The transcript has 3 exons. Gene Ontology annotation, molecular function: SNARE binding; zinc ion binding. The record is from RefSeq and is a predicted model, not a curated record. Gene Ontology annotation, biological process: intracellular protein transport; COPII-coated vesicle cargo loading; endoplasmic reticulum to Golgi vesicle-mediated transport.